CACAUUGAGACAUCUCGCAGUAACUACUCUUCUCUGUUGUUGUUGUUAUUGCUUGUCGAUCAUAAGCAGGAACGCACAAGCUAAUCCAGAAGACGGUUAUCAACCGUUACGACACCAAGAGGAAGGAAUUGGUGGCCAAUCACUUCCCAUUUGGCAGCGCCCAGUUGGACGGGUGAUUCCACCUCAAUCGAUUCAGGAGCCAAGGUUCCCAAUGGAAGAACAGCAACCACAGCUACGGCCAGAACCUGGAGAAGCGUACGGAGAGGGAAGUUGGACAUCUCAUCGGAUUGGGGUAGAAGAAACUGAAGGACCUGCAAGUGGCCAUCAGACGAGUGGAUUGAGUAGAUGCUUGGAGGGAUUGUUACGAGAUGCAGGCCAAGGAAGGACUCUAAGUUCCUCGAUCGGAUGUCGGGAAUCAGGAGACCACCUUUCGCGUAGUAUGAAUGUUUCAGAUACUGAGGAGGGACUUGAUGUUAACCAACAGUACCGUCGGAGAGGAUUGCCGAGUGGGACCAUUCGACCUAAACAGAAGGAUCAUGCUACAGAGCAUUAUUGUGACACACAGGGAAUGGUGUUGUGGGAUGAAAACGUCUACAGGUUGGGUCGGUUUGAUGAAGCCAUUAUGAGCCAGUUCGAAGGGCGAUUCUGUUCCGGAACAUAUCAUUGGAAAAUUCGAAAUUUUCAAACGCGUCGUGAAGAUGCUAUCAGCCGAGAUAUGGUAGCUCAGUUUAGUCCCCCAAUCUGCAACAGGCUUUAUGGGUACAAUUUCUGCAUGGUGAUGUAUCCUAACGGUGUCAAAAGUGGGGUUGACAGCCAUGUUGCGAUCUAUGUCCACAUGAUGCAAGGCGAAUAUGAUGACCGACUGCAAUGGCCCUUCACUGGCGUGGUAACGUUGUCAAUCUUGGAUAGAAGUGGUUCUGAAAUCCCCAAUGAUAUCACCAAAGUUCUGACUGCCUCUCCGAACCUGGUAGCAUUCCAAAAACCCGCAGCCAUUUGGAACAGCACUGGCUGUGGAUUCGAAAGAUUUGCCCCCAUUUAUGAGGUAUCCCAGCCAAAAUAUUUAAAGAACGAUACAUUGGUCGUGAAAAUGGAAAUUUCACUCCGUUAGCAUUCCUAGAUCUGGAUCUGGAAGAGGUGAUAUACAUGCGCAUGGUUCAAUCAUUCGUAAAGAGUUAAACCAUUUAUAUCACAAUGCAUCAUAUACUGCUUAAUUUAGACAAAUGCUUUCAUAGGUAAUUAGUUAACUCAGAUAUAUGCUGCUUCUGUUUGAUAAUGUGUUGCAUGUACAUGUUGAAUUAACGGUAAAUAUCAUUUUUGACGAAGUCGUCCAUUAUGGUUCGGUUUCACCGAAAUAAAUUACAGUUAAUUAUAUUAUGACGCUUUUUUGUAGUGAGGUGUUGAGGUGAUCAAUGCUUUAGUUUAAGACCAAACUGACACCUCUAUAGGAUUAAUGUAGAGAGGUUGCCUUCGUUAUUUAAAACACUGUUCUUAUCAAUAGCACCAGUUGUGUAGCAACUGAUGCUUGAAGACUCGAAGCUUAAAUGUAAAAUUAUUAGCAAGAGUUUUCCCUGAUCAAAUUUUUGAAACAUAUAUCCAAGGCGGGUGUUUAUUGAUGAAGAACAGUUAAUUAGUUCAUCCAAAUAAGUGUCUCAGUUUUAUAGGUGCUCACGCGCAUUUCCAAGGCAGUUUCAGGAGGGGAUGAUAUAUCCUCAUGUUAAGUUAAGAAAAGAAGCCUUUUUUCCUAACAAAAGACUCGCAUUAGAGUCACGUGAUAGGGCCGACGUUUUUCUGGGUUCAGCAGGAUCGUCCGAUUCCGAUUAAAUUAUCUUUUUUGAGAAUCUCCCAAAAGAGAAGUUGCGCUGAACCAACUAUUGUAGCUAUACUAAUAACUUGUACCAGGAAAGGAAGGACUUAGCUCAAGUAGCACAUAUGUAGACCUGUAUAUAUAUUAACAAUGGUUUGUUUUUCAUCAAUCCAAAGAAGGAGUCAUAGAUAAAAGUAGUGAAGUGAUAUAAGACCACUUCGAAGGGAAUGGUUCCGUUCUCUUAAAAAAGUAUCGGCAGAAAACUAACACGUGUGUUUAACAUGGAAAAAAACAUUUUAAGGAAUGUACUUUUUAUCGAUUAGGAAGUAUUUUGUACUUAAGAUAAAGUGCAGUAAGUGGAGAGAGAUUGCUGAAGUUAUGCCGAUGUAGGUUUUUAAGCUUUAAUUACUUUCAACGUGUGAGCAAUGUUUCUAUAAAUAGUUAUACUAGCUAUGGUAGAUUUAGCUUUGGAAAGGUUUUUA
Messenger RNA from Stylophora pistillata, 2286 nucleotides. RefSeq names its product TNF receptor-associated factor 6-like. The record is from RefSeq and is a predicted model, not a curated record. Lineage: Eukaryota; Metazoa; Cnidaria; Anthozoa; Scleractinia; Pocilloporidae. Gene Ontology annotation, cellular component: plasma membrane signaling receptor complex. Gene Ontology annotation, biological process: innate immune response; lipopolysaccharide-mediated signaling pathway; regulation of canonical NF-kappaB signal transduction. Gene Ontology annotation, molecular function: protein binding; ubiquitin protein ligase activity.